This is a messenger RNA of Chiloscyllium plagiosum (whitespotted bambooshark), 1480 nucleotides long. The record is from RefSeq and is a predicted model, not a curated record. NCBI's taxonomy places the organism in Eukaryota, Metazoa, Chordata, Chondrichthyes, Orectolobiformes, Hemiscylliidae.
UUCUGGCACAGCCUGGUUUUCUGGUUCGGGGACCUCAACUUCCGCAUCGCUGACCACGGCCUACACUUCAUCCGGGAGAGCAUCAGCAAGAAAUGUUACCACCUUCUGUGGGAGAAGGACCAGCUGAACCGAGCCAAGAAGACGGAGCCAAUGCUGAAUGGAUUCCGGGAGGGAGAGCUGCUGUUCAAACCCACCUACAAAUUCAACCUUGCCUCCACCGAAUACGAUACAAGUGGGAAGAAACGGAAACCGGCCUGGACUGAUCGGAUCCUGUGGCGGCUGAAGAAAGGUGCUGAGGCUGGAGGGAGUGAGCCCCAAACUGCUCCCUCGAAGAAGCCCAUUGGGGUGAUUUUAAACACCUACGACAGCCAGAUGCAGUAUGGAGUCAGUGACCACAAGCCGGUGGUGGGCACGUUCUGCCUGGAGUUUGAGAAGCUAAUUACUCGACCCAUGGUGGAGCUGCAGCCUGUCGGAGAGUGGAAACCAGGACAUGAAGCCAUUAUCUCUUAUUGCAUGCUGGAUGAGUAUCCCAGCAGCACCUGGGACUGGAUUGGCCUAUUCAAGGUUGGGUUCCGUUCUCACGUGGACUACGUAACCUACCUCUGGGUAAAGGAUGAUGAGUUAAUGGUCAAUGACGAUGUUUACCAGGUAUAUCUGAACAGUGAGGAGAUACCCAGCUCAGGUGGAGAAUUCCUCCUCUGCUACUACAGCAGCAACAUGGAAAUCAUCGUCGGAGUCAGCUGUCCCUUCCAGAUCGUGCCGGAGUGUUUGGAGACCCAGCUGGAGAUUGGGAAUGGAAUGGACAUGUCAUGUGACAACCCAGCUCCUGGUCACAUGGACACAUACUGAGUGGCCACCGACUGGAUCAUGUGCCUUGUCUCUACUGCCCAUGGCAACGGCAGCGCCUCAUACCUCCCCCACACCCUCCUGAGCUCCCCUCCCCCUGUCCAGGGCUCCCCCUCCCAGCCCCAGAGUGAGUCCUCCUGGGCGGGAGGUGAUGUUGGAACCUGGUACACUCUGGGCCUGGCACACUGACCUUUCCAGCUCCUCUCUCAAUUCCCCAUCCCCCCCUCUUUUUUGAUAUAAAAAGUAAUGCAGUUUAACCAAUUGUGAUACACAUUUCCACAGGCUCGGAUAGUAGCUGGGCCCAUCCUGAACUGGCUGUGUUUGAGGGGAAGGGUUAAUGGUUGGGAAAAGUGGAUGUACUCUUGGAGAAACCCUUUGUAGACAAGCCACACUGGUUAGUUCCAACGUUCUGUCAUUCAUUCUCCAUCCUCACUGUCCUCUCACAGCAAUAUGAUGAUGUUUUGUCCAUUGAUAAUCCCAAUGACUGGACAUGGGAGGUUGGAGACAGGCUGUCACUGUGCUUUAUCUCUGAUUUCCCCCAUCAUCUCCUUCAUUAUCUCUCUCUGCAUGACUCUUUGUGUGUGUAUCUCUCUCUCUCUCUCUUUCACUUUGUGUGUGUGUGUCCACAUGUUGU